CGACAAGAACCACAUGCACUUCGGCGCCAUCACCUGCGCCAUGGGCAUCCGCUACAAGUCCUACUGCUCCAACCUGGUGAGGACGCUGAUGGUGGACCCGCCGCAGGAGAUGCAGGACCACUACGCCUUCCUGCUGCAGCUGCAGGAGGAGAUGCUGAAGGAGAUGCGGCACGGAGCGAAGCUCUGCGACGUCUACGGCGCCGUCAUGGACGUGGUGAAGAAGCAGAAGCCAGAGCUGCUGAGCAAGAUCACCAAGAACUUGGGCUUCGCCAUGGGCAUCGAGUUCCGCGAGGGCUCCUUGGUCAUCAACAGCAAGAACCAGCAGCGCCUCAAGAAGGGAAUGGUCUUCUCCAUCAACGUGGGCUUCUCGGACCUGCCCAACAAGGAGGGCCGGAAGCCGGAGGAGAAGACCUACGCCAUGUUCAUCGGUGACACCGUCCUGGUGGACGAGGAAGGUCCCGCCACCGUCUUGACGGCCGUCAAGAAGAAGGUCAAGAACGUCGGGAUCUUCCUCAAGAACGAAGACGAGGAGGAGGAGGAGGAGGAGAAGGACGAGGCCGAAGAUCUGCUGGGCCGCAGCUCCCGGGCGGCGCUGCUGACCGAGAGGACGCGG
This is a messenger RNA of Tauraco erythrolophus (red-crested turaco), 613 nucleotides long. NCBI's taxonomy places the organism in Eukaryota, Metazoa, Chordata, Aves, Musophagiformes, Musophagidae. The record is from RefSeq and is a predicted model, not a curated record.